Molecule: messenger RNA, 504 nt
Organism: Arvicola amphibius (Eurasian water vole)
Lineage: Eukaryota; Metazoa; Chordata; Mammalia; Rodentia; Cricetidae
Product: keratin-associated protein 10-5-like
Exons: 1
Coding region: 1-504 (167 amino acids)
Cellular component (GO): keratin filament
Source: RefSeq, a predicted model, not a curated record
AUGGCCACCUCCACCAUGUCUGUCUGCUCUGACGCUUGCACCAACUCCUCCUGGCAGGUGGAUGACUGCCCAGAGAGCUGCUGUGAGCCUGGCUGCUGUGCCCCCAGCUGCUGCCAGUCCAGCUGCUGCCAGCCUAGCUGCUGCCAGCCCAGCUGCUGUGUCCCCAGCUGCUGUGCCCCAGCCUCCUGCAUUACUCUUGUCUGUACCCCAGUGAGCUGUGUGUCCAGCCCCUGCUGCCAAUCUUCCUGCUCACCAUCAUGCUGCCAGCCCUCAUGCUGUGUGUCUGUCAGCUGCACACCUGUCUGCUGCAAGCCUGUCUGCUGUGUCUCCAUCUGCUCUGACUGCCAGCCAGCCUGUUGCACCUGCUCCCCCUGCCAGCCGUCCUGCUGUGUGCCUGUCUGCUGCAAACCUGUCUGCUGUGAGCCUGUCUGCUGUGAGCCUGUCUGCUGUGAGCCUGUCUGCUGUGAGCCUGUCUGCUGCGGGGCUUCCUCCUCAUGCUGCUGA